Notechis scutatus (mainland tiger snake) is the source of this 3652-nucleotide messenger RNA. The record is from RefSeq and is a predicted model, not a curated record. Lineage: Eukaryota; Metazoa; Chordata; Lepidosauria; Squamata; Elapidae.
GGGGCGCCCCUCGUAUUGGCUGCGAGGGCCCAUCAAUCAGCGUCGGGCGCUGCUGACAUCAUGCUGCAGUACAGGGGCUGGGCCGGACCGGAGAAAGGAGGCGUCCGGGAGCUCCAGUUGGCGCCCCGUCCCGGGCAGUGCCUCGACAGCCGACCCCUGGGUCUGGGUGGGAGCAGAUCGUAGCGACAGCCGCCAAGGCACUCUCCUUCGGCGAACGAGCCCAAGCCACCAAGCCUAUCCCGGACAGCGAGCGGUAUUUUCAAGGCUUUUCUAAAAUGGGCUGGGGGAUGCCCCUCGCCUCCGCCCCUCGCCUCCUCCUCCUCCUCCUCCUCCUUGUCUCCUGCGCCCUCGGCAACAAAGCCAACAAGCACAAGCCUUGGAUUGAAGCUGAGUAUCAAGGCAUUGUCAUGGAGAAUGACAACACUGUCCUACUGAACCCUCCACUCUUCGCUCUGGACAAGGACGCACCCUUGCACUAUGCAGGGGGGGUCUGUGGAUUCCGGAUCCAUGGGGCAGGAGUGCCUUUUGAAGCAGUGAUCCUUGACAAAGCCACAGGCGAGGGGUUGAUCCGGGCAAAAGAGCCGGUGGAUUGUGAAGCUCAUAAAGAACAUACUUUCACCAUCCAGGCCUAUGACUGCGGGGAAGGACCUGAUGGUGCCAACACCAAGAAGUCCCACAAUUAUAUGGAAGUAGGUUGGAAUAAAAGAAUUGAGUACAUCCCUGGAACAGGCAGCCUUGCCCUUUUCCCCAACAUCCAUCUGGAGACAUGUGAUGAGCCUCUGUGGAACAUCCAAGCUACUGUAGAGUUACAGACAAAUCAUGUGGCCAAAGGUUGUGAUCGGGACAAUUACUCUGAGAAGUCACUGCGUAAACUCUGUGGUGCUGCCCGAGGUGAGGUAGACCUUCUGCCAGUGCCCGGACCCAUGGCCAACUGGACAGCACGACUUUCGGUCCAUUACAGCCAGGACAGCAGCCUCAUCUAUUGGUUCAAUGGCAGCCAGGCAACCCAGGUGCCCAUGGGCAGUGGAACUGGAGCUCUUGAAGGACUGAGUGACCAUUUUACCUUGUCCCUGUGGGUGAAACACGGGGUGAUGCCAAACAAGGGCAAGAAGGAGGAGGAGACUGUCAUCUGCAGCACCAUGAGGAGCGAAGAUGGGUACUCUCAUUACUCCUUAACUGUGCACGGCUGCCGCAUUGCUUUCCUGUAUUGGCCACUGCUGGAGAAUGCAAGGCCCGUCAAGUUCCUCUGGAAACUGGAGCAGGUCUGUGAUGACGAGUGGCACCAUUAUGCUCUGAACCUGGAGUUCCCCACUGUUACACUUUAUGUAGAUGGUGUUUCCUAUGACCCCGCUCUGAUACAUGACAAUGGUCUCAUCCACCCACCUCGACGUGAAUCUUCCCUCAUGAUUGGAGCAUGUUGGGCUGAGGAGAGAAACAAGGAAAAAAUAAAAGGGAAUGAGAACUCCACUGAUUUGGGACAAGGAGACUCUCUGCCGAUUCAUCACUUCUUCCAUGGUUAUCUGGCUGGCUUCACUAUUCGCCCUGGCAGCCUUGAGAGCCGGGAGGUGAUAGAGUGUCUCUAUGCCUGUCGUGAAGGGCUGGACUACAGCGACUUUGACAGCCUUGGCAAAGGGAUGAAGGUGCAUGUCAACCCUUCUCAGUCCCUUCUUGUUUUGGAGGGGGAUGAUGUAGAAACUUUCAACCGGGCAAUUCAGCAUGUGGCCUAUAUGAAUUCUCUGCGCUUUGCUACUCCUGGAGUCCGGCCUCUCAAACUGACCACCGCUGUCAAGUGCUUUAGUGAAGAGUCGUGUGUCUCUAUACCAGACGUGGAAGGCUACGUGGUUGUGCUUCAACCAGAUGCUCCACAGAUCUCACUGCGUGGCAGUUCCCACUUUGCCCGGCCUUCAUCUGACUUUGAAGACGCGGAGGGAGUCCUCCUUUUCCCUGACCUCCAGAUUUCUUGCUCCAUUUCGCACCAGGUGGAGGCCAAGAAAGAUGAGAGCUGGCAUGGCACAGUGGCAGAUACACGAAUGUCAGAUGAGAUUGUUCACAACCUCGAUGGUUGUGAGAUCUCCCUGAUUGGAGAAGAACUGGAUCCUGAACGCGAAUAUCUGCUCUUGGACGGAGCGUCCCUCCAGCAACGAGGUCUGGAGCUCAUGAAUACUUCAGCCUACCUCACUGUCACAGGGGUGGAGAGCAUCGCUGUGUAUGAGGAAAUCCUUCACCAGAUCUCCUAUUGUAUCCGCCAUGGUGCAGCCCUUUAUGAAAGAAAGUUUCGUCUUUCUUGCACUGAGAUGAAUGGGCGUUACUCCAGCAAUGAGUUUACUGUUGAGGUGAAUGUCCUCCACAAUAUGAAUCGAGGCGCUCAUCCCAACCACAUUAUGAGUGGCCAGCAGUUCACACAUCGAGGCCACCAUCUUCCUCCAGAGCUUUCUGGGCACAGUCUGGCUAAUGUCCACCGUAAUUCCAUGGUUCCCAGUGCUGCCACUAUAAUCAUUGUGGUGUGCGUGGGCUUCCUGGCACUGAUGGUAAUCCUAGGGGUGCUCCGCAUCCAUUCCUUGCACAGGCGAGGGAGUGAACGGGAGGGCACUGGGGAGCCUGCAGGAAGCCAAGGGAGUGCCAGGGUCAAGGAGAACGAGAUGUUCUGGGAUGACUCUGCUCUCACCAUUAUCGUCAAUCCCAUGGAGUCAUACCAGAAUUGCCAGGAGAGAGUAGCAGAGGCCAAUGAAUCCAAAGCCAGGGAAGCCGCUGAAGAGGAAGACAGCAGCGAUUCUGAAUCACCAGACAGUCUAGCCAGCAAUGCCAUCGAUGAGCGGCGCAUUGUGGGAAAGCACGAUGCCUCUUGUCGCUACUAGAGGGAUGUAAUGGAAGGGGUAAAAGUGGACCACCACCAAAAGGUCGUGCUUACAUUUAAUAAUUGGGGAUAUGGCCUGUUUCUACACAUUUUCUCUGUUUACAUUUUACCCCCUCCCCUUCCUCCUGUUUUCUCCAUUGUUUGCACAGUGGGCUGGCAAGGAGUUUUCGUGCAUGAGGCAAAAGACGUAAUUGGCAUCUUCUCCCUCUAAAUUACCAUUGGGAUCAAUUUUCAAGGAAGUUCCGUAGCCAAAGCUCAUUGAAACAAUUGGGAGCUCUGCGAGAGCAUUAUUGUAUAUUUUACCCUAUGUUAUUGGCCACUAAUUUUGCUCUGGUUCUGCUCUGCCUCUUGAGGUUAGUGCUUCCUCGGGCCCAAAGCAUAUCCAUUUUAAUCCUCGUUAAAAAGAAUCAACCGGCAGGGCUCAGAAGAAAAUCCCUUCUCUCUUCCAAGAUUCCUAGUUCUUCUCGACUUGCAAGCUUUUUGCUUGGACUGGUGGGGCAGGGCCCCCUGACUCAAUUCCCAGUUUCGGAUUGCCACCACACUUGAGCAGGAUAAAGUUAAUUGGCAUGCUAUGUUAAGCAAAGCAGAGAGAAAUGAGAAAUAAGCAGGGAAGGACAACACAAGGGGUACAUCAGAAUUCCCAAAAUACUAUAUAUAUAUAAUAUUGUAUAUUUUUUCAAUGUUGUUGUUUGAGAUUCUUGUUUGAUGCAAAGAAAAAAAAACCUGCAGCUUGUGUCGCUUUGUAAAAUUGUCAAUAAUAUUCAAGCAAGUAAAGGAAAUAUUAUAUGGAAAAGGGAA